GCUUGCACCAAUGUACCUAUCCUAAUAAAAAAUGAAUGACAAAGAAAAAGAGAUAUGCCCUCGUCUGAUUGACUUUCUGGUUGUCGUAGGAAAGCGAAACCGUACUAGAGGAGCCAGUCAAAGCAGCCCGGAUGCCACUACAGACACCACAGUCACAUAUCCUGAAAUUCUAAGACGGUACCCAACCGAUGAUCAUAAAGAUUUUAUAUUGCCAACUGAUGUCACUGUGUUUUGCCAACCGGAAGGAUGUACUACUACGAGUGCACGUCUACGCAAAAAUGCACGGAAUGAUCCACAAUUUUUUGUGUUCAUGCUGACGGAAAAGGACUCUGCAAAAGUUCGAUAUGGAAUCUGCCUUAAUUUUUACCAAUCUUUCGACAGACGCUCAACUCCUAAAGAUGAAAUCAAGAAGGUUCCAGAUGAUGCUCACCACAAAAAACGCGACUCCCACGUCUCAUUGACGAGUCUCUGCUUUAUUUCACACCAUCCCUUCGUUUCAAUUUUUCAUCAAGUACUUCUUCUUCUCAAGCGCAUCAUUGACAGCAGCAAUCACAGAGCCGCACAGCGGACUGGGCUCAAAGACGUCGUUUGGGCAAUACUUACAGGUCAUUAUAAUGAGCCAAUUGUACCGGAGGUGAUGAAGGAAAUUAAGGAGAUUGAGACAUGGAUCUUAAUGUUGUUAAGCUCCCCAGUGCCUGUUCCAGGAAAAACCAAAGUUCAAAUUGAGGUGAUGCCUAUGGAUCUGUCACAAGUUUUUGAGUUUGCCCUUCCGGAUCAUACCAGAUUCACACUAAUCGACUUCCCAUUGCACAUUCCGUUUGAAAUCCUCGGUAUCGACAUGGCUCUUCGUGUUUUGACCGCAGCAAUGCUGGAGUUUAAGAUUGUUAUUCAAUCCCGAAACUACAACGCUGUAAGCAUGUGCAUACUCUCCAUAGUAGCACUUUUAUACCCACUGGAAUACAUGUUUCCUGUCAUACCUCUCCUGCCAGCUUACAUGCCAUCCGCCGAGCAGCUUCUUCUUGCUCCGACUCCGUUUUUGAUUGGUGUCCCUUCAUCGUUUUUCCAUCAUCGCAAAAUUAGAGAGCUCCCGUCAGAUGUCAUUCUCGUUGACUUGGACACAAAUUGUCUACAGGUUCCAGAUGAUUUAUACAUCCCCGAUCUUCCUGAACCAGACGCCACACAUUUGAAAGAACGUCUGAAAAAUGCCAUUAACAAAAUGACUACUAUGACUGUGGACAAUGAGACCAGCGUGACAGAUGCAGAUUUUGGAAUCGACAUUGACAGUGUCGAUGUAGCAUGUCGAGUUGCAAUGGUUCAAUUCUUCAACUCGGCCAAUGUUUUCGGAAACUUCAGUGAACAUACCAGAACCCUCCGGCUUUACCCCAGGCCAGUGGUGUCGUUGCAAACGGACUCAUUUCUUCGAAGUCGUCCGCAAUGCACACAAUUGAUCACUGACCUGUGUCGAACUCAAGCAGUGGAAUAUUUUGCAGAAUGUUGUCUUUGUCCCAAAAAUGAGACGUUUGUUAGAGUGCAAGCGGGAAUUGAGAGUGCCGAGCAAGUUGGCGAUAAACCGAAGUGGUUCAGCGAAUCACUCAUGCCUGUUCAUUUUAUGGUGUACCCCAACAAUUCCACAUUAGACUCUGCCAUUCGUGUGUACAACGCUGAAAUUGAUAAUGAUGACUAUGAAGAUGAUAGUGCAACUUCUACGGAAAACUCCAAUAGCAUUGAUGAUUUGGUAUUUGAUGAAAACCAAGUUACAGAUGCCGGAGGAGAAGUCACCAAACCACUCGCCGAAGUAAAUUACAUUUACAAAGAGCCAAUGACAUUAGAACUCCCACAAAGCGAGAGUGUCGUGUCAAUUGACAGCUCAUUGAGCAGUGGAAGGAGUAGUCCGGACUCUUCACUUUCCACGUCAGCAGUUGAUAGUGAAGCGGACUUUGCAAGACUUGCAGAUAAUUUAGCACUAAAAUCUAAUUCUCAAGGAGCAUUCUCGUUUGAUCAUGGGAGCGAUUCUGAGUAUGAAUCUACUCCAGUGUCACAAAGAAGAAAGACAAUUCAUAAUCCUGGAAGUGAUGCUUCCGAUACACCUACUAGUAGGGGUUCUAUUAAAUCUGGAUUAAGAAUGAAAGGACUCACCACACUAACGGACUCUGGUGAGAAAGUGUUAGGACCUUCGUUAAUGAAUGCAAUCAACGGAUACGCGGAGAAAAGUCAAAGUGUUUUCAGUCAAGUAAUCAACAAAACUGCUCCAAAGGCUCAGGCGCUCAAAGAGCGAACAAUGAAGCCCCUUGCAAAUAGAAUUGAACAAAGUCAGCACAUUGUGAGAUCAAAAACCCAGCCGAAUCCGACAAGUCAACAAACUGCAAAUCAGCAGAGCAAGAAUCAGCAAACCGUGAAAGAAUUCUGCGAUCAAGCGUUAGUGGGACAGAGCGUCGGAAUGUUUUCUGCUCCAAAAUUGAAGCGGCUGAUGGAGGAUGAAAGUCUUCGAGAACUUGUCUGCUCGAAAUUAAAUCUGGGGUUAGAAGUCAAACUAUCAGAAGAUGAAUAUGUCAAAGAAGUGCAAUUGACAAAAGGCCAGUUCAAAGCAUAUGUGAAAAUCCUUAAAGCGUGUCUGGAAGGAAUCGAGGUGUCAUUCAACACUCCUGGAUGUUGCGGGUUUGCUAGUGUAUUCCAUGUUCUUGAAAUUGCUCACACACAUUACUGGGCGAUGGGUGGAGGAGAGGUUAUAACACCAAGCAGUUCUGCUCCAAGCACGAUGACAACACCCUCCGAACACUCAAAUGACAUUCUCAAAGAAUCUAGACCAAAACUUCCCGCCUCUACAAUUGAUCUCCGUACUCCAACCAAACCGCUUGGACAAAACGUCACACCAACAUCGACUAAUAAUCAUGAAAUUGCACAAUCCACUCGUUCGCCAGCCUUACCACCACCAGUCCCUCCACGUGAAGCUCCACCAAUUCCAAAAAGAAAUCCACCUCCUCUAGGAGCUCCACCAAAAGUGCCCGAAGGAGCGAGGGCUCCACCUCCAUUACCACCGAGACCAAAAGUUAAAACAACAGCGGUAGAUGAAACUCCGCAAAAUCUUGUGCCAAACAACCAACCUGCACAACCAAGCUCUCCGAGUUUUCUUGCUGAUGCUGAUGAACAGACGAAACCACUUUUGAAACCAGCACCACCAACAACACUACCUGUUGGGAAACAAGAACCUUGCAAAGUGCUUCCAACUCCAAAUGAGCCAGUGAGACAUUAUAUCUAUCAAGAAUUAAUAUUGGCAGUUCAACAUCAAAUUUGGCAAAAUCUACAGUUCUGGGAAAACGCAUUUGUGGAUCUUGUUGCGCAGGAACGCGAAAUCGUCGGAAUGGACCAAGAGCCAUCGGAAAUGAUUGACAGGUACUCCGCGUUAAACGAUUCCGAAAAAAAGCGCCUUGAAUUGGAAGAAGAUCGUCUUCUUUCGACUUUACUUCACAAUAUGACUGCGUACAUGAUUAUGUGUGGAACCGGACAAAAGGCUCUUCAGCAAAAAGUUCGGCGACUUCUAGGAAAAGCUCACAUUGGUUUAGUUUGCUCAAAAGAAAUAAAUAAGCUGCUUGAUGAAUUGCCGUCAACACAAGGCAACUUCAUUCCACUCAAGCCACUUGGAAGCCGGCUAGUGCAGAAACAAUCGUUCACAGUGUGUCCUGGACAAAGCUCAGAUGGUCAGAUGAUGUUUAUGGAGGUUUGCGAUGAUGCAGUUGUCCUCCGAUCAAUAACCGGUGCGGCAACUGAGCGUUGGUGGUACGAGCGUCUUGUGAAUAUCACAUACUCGCCGAAAACAAAGAUUCUUUGUCUUUGGAGACGACAUGACGAUAAAGUGCAUAUGCAUAAAUUCCACACGAAAAAGUGCCGAGAACUUUAUCAAUGUAUGAAGGCAGCAAUGGAAAGAGCGGCUGCACGAGGAAAAGUGAAUGUUGAGGGAAGAGCCCUGGGAGGAGAGUUUCCAGUUCAUGACACUGAAACUAAUCAAGGCGGAUUGCUACAAGUACGUUGUGACGGGGUUGCUGUUAUUUUUGCCCACAACCAAAUAUUUAUUGGGCUGUCUAAUAUUAAGAAAUGCAACACAUUUGGCGGGAAUGUUUUUCUUUUGGAAGAAUUUGACCGCAAAAAAGGAGAAAUUAUUCAGAGACGCUACUUUUCACAAAUGGCAGAUCAGAUUUGCUAUGCAGUUCUGUGCGUCUUCUCCCUAGCAGCUGCUGGACACAAAAAGGAAGAGCAUAGUAAAUAAAUUUGAACUUUUUUCUUUUUAUUCUUGUUUUCCUCGAUUUCUUAGAAAUGUAGAUAUUUGAAUUUUAAUUAAUUUAUACAGAUACACAUAACAUAAUAUAAAACACUCACAUUUGACUUUAUGACAGUGCAAUUUUAGUCAUGUUCUUUCUUCUUUUUCCUUUUUUGUCGUUUUCUCCGUUUUUUUUUGCUUGACUUGCUUUGAGUUUACAUUCUAUCCAGGCCAACUUCUUUUGUCUUCAUUUCGUUUCUUCUCAAAAUUGUCAUAGAGCCUAGUAGGUCGUGUUUCAAUUAUUUAUUGGCAAUAAAUUAAUCAAAAUUU
Molecule: messenger RNA, 4582 nt
Organism: Caenorhabditis elegans
Lineage: Eukaryota; Metazoa; Nematoda; Chromadorea; Rhabditida; Rhabditidae
Gene: aex-3
Product: MAP kinase-activating death domain protein
Exons: 20
Coding region: 32-4261 (1409 amino acids)
Cellular component (GO): synapse; cytoplasm; plasma membrane
Source: RefSeq, marked reviewed